UCUUCGGAGAGCUGGGGGAGGAGCGGACGCGAGAAUUCACGGGGGCGCAAAAAUCCACCUCACACCGGGAUUAUACGGCGGCGGGAGAGAGAAGAGAUGGAGAGCGGCGCGGAGCUGGCUCUCACCGAAAACAAAACAUCACUGAAUGGAAAGCGAAGACGUAAAUCGCCCCUGACCGCACUCAAAAAAUCUCAUGCAAAAUAUGUGACUGUUCCAGUCCUAUUCCUGGUCCCCUUGACUCUUAUAUUGUUGAUCAGUUUGCUGCUCAGUCUUCAUGUCAGAGGUUCUCCACGGGGAGCCUCUAACCCAAGGGAAUGUCAUAUCCCCGAGAUCGUCCUCCCUGACCCCUGUGAAGAUGACUGGAUCUGGUACAAAAAAAAAUGUUAUCACUUUUCUAAGGAUUGCGCCUCCAAGAACGCCACUCUUGCCGUCGUAGAGUCCAAACAUGAGAUGGAGUUCAUCAUUCGAUAUAAAGGCUCUUCUGAUCACUGGAUCGGGCUAAAGCGGGAGAAUGUUACACAACCGUGGAUUUGGACCAAUGGCUCCAUCUUUAACAAUACGUUCCUAAUUAUUGGCAUUUCGGAUUGUGUCCUGGUGAACAGUGGUCGUAUCUCCAGCGCUUCCUGUUACUCCGAUAAACACUGGAUCUGUAACAAGCCCGAUGCUUUCUCUCUAAAUCCUCAUUUUUAG
Molecule: messenger RNA, 690 nt
Organism: Hyla sarda
Lineage: Eukaryota; Metazoa; Chordata; Amphibia; Anura; Hylidae
Product: C-type lectin domain family 2 member B-like
Source: RefSeq, a predicted model, not a curated record